CAAUUUCGGAGGGCAUAUCAGUCUUUUAAAAUUUUGUAGCUCCCCAGCCCUAAUCUUCUGAAGUUCAGAGUCUCAGCCCUAAUCAACUCCACUCUACUCAGCUUUACCAAUCUCUCUUCCUCUUCCUCUCCGUCGCUCAAAAAGCACAGACAGAGAGAGUUAUUAUUAGCUUUGUAUUUGAAACCUCCGGAGACAUCCAGAUAUGGGGAGAGAAAUGAAUGGUGGUCCAAAGCCUUCGUCAUCAUCUUCCCCGUCCGACAUGUCGUACACGGUGGAGCAGCUCAUCGCCGUCAAUCCCUACAACCCUGAUAUCCUCCCCGAUCUCGAGAAUUUCGUCAACGAACAGGUUUCGACCCAGACGUACAAUUUGGAUGCUAACCUCUGCCUCCUGCGUCUUUAUCAGGUCAGUUCAACUUUGUUUUUUGUUUUCGUAUUGUAGUCUGUUGAAAUAUGUUAUUCUUGUGUGAGAUUUUUGUUGUUAGUCUUCUUGUGAAGGGUUUGUUGGGUUUAGCUCAUUGGAAAUAAUUAUUUGUUUAUGGAUUUACAGUUUGAGCCAGAGCGUAUGAGCACUCAGAUUGUUGCUCGCAUUUUGGUUAAGGCACUGAUGGCAAUGCCAGCUCCUGAUUUCAGCCUCUGUUUAUUCUUGAUUCCCGAGCGAGUGCAAAUGGAGGAACAGUUCAAGACACUAAUUGUGCUCUCCCACUACUUGGAGACUGCAAGAUUCCGCCAGUUCUGGGAUGAAGCAGCAAGGAGCCGGCAUUUAUUAGAAGUAGUUCCAGGUUUUGAGCAAGCAAUUCAAGCAUAUGCCAUACAUGUCCUGUCACUGACUUAUCGUACUCUGCCAAGGUCCAUCCUUGCUGAGGCCAUCAACACGGAGGGUCUAUCUUUGGACAAGUUUCUUGAGCACCAUGUAACAAACUCUGGCUGGGUUGUGGAGAAGAACCAGGGAAAGCAACUUAUCAUCCUUCCUAGCAAUGAGUUCAACAAUCCAGAGCUUAAGAAAAGUGCUUCAGAUGGCGUACCGUUGGAGCACAUUGCCCGUAUAUUCCCAAUUCUUGGCUGAGUUCUUGAGAGGAGGAUGUGCCAUUUCCGGUCACUAUCCUGAAGUGUUAGCAAAUGUUGUAGAACUAGUUUCACUAUGCGCUAUUUAUUGAAGCUUUUUUUCCCCCUAAGAGACACAUUGGCCUUUUACAAAUUUUGGUGAAGUGAGGUGAGUGGCUUAGCAUUCCCGGCCCUUGCUUCCUCUCUUUCUAUCUCAUACUUUCAUUGUGGACCAUCAGAUGUGAAAACAAAAUACUUGGUUUGUGAAACUAUUAUUCAGCCCCUGGUCAAGUGCGGUGCAUAACACUGGUAAAACUUUAUUCCAUAAAACUCUGGUUAUAGGCCCUUGUUUCCAAGUGAAAAUGAUGAUUGCUGCUUAAGGAGCCGCAUGUAGUUUGUUUAGUUCAAGGGAUUACAAAUGUCUUCAGCUUGAAGAAAUAAUACAGGUAUGCUAAGAUCUGAAGUCCCGAAGCAUUCAAGUCUGGAGGUGCGAGAUUCCACAUGAAGUCAAUUUUGUUUCGGAAAUUACAUGCAAGACUAACAAGGGAGAAAAGUAAAGUAACAGUCCGGACAUAUAGCUAUAAGAAAGAGGAUAAAGGUAGAAAGACUUAUUUGCACGAUCAUAAAUUUUAGUAAUUUUGUGAAACAUAUAAAACACAAAUCAAUGCCCUAAACUGAAACGAACGAGCUCCCAUUAAGCUGACAUAUUUACAGCACUGCAUUCUAUAGUGGCGAGAAAUUAGUUGAAGAGAAAAAUAACUACAAGAUGUCGUGGAGAUACAUCUCCAAAAGAAUCUUAAAACUAUUGAUAUGUCUAUUUACUCGUUUACACUAACGUAUCAUCAGGCUUCGAUCACAGUUUUCACGAUCGAAAGAAUGCGGCAAAUCAGGCAUGUUCCAGACAGGGAAUAGUAUCCAAACACUCCCCAUACCAGAAAGCGGAUUACUAAGCUGUCUGCCCUUCAAGUUCGAACAAUGGCCCCAACCAAAACUCCCACACUCUGCCAACCCC
Molecule: messenger RNA, 2053 nt
Organism: Oldenlandia corymbosa var. corymbosa
Lineage: Eukaryota; Viridiplantae; Streptophyta; Magnoliopsida; Gentianales; Rubiaceae
Source: the annotation of a GenBank genome assembly